UGCCAAAUUCAAAACACUCGAGAUUAUACCCUCAUGUUGCUAGAUUCAGUUUUUAGUGGAAAAAAUGUUCUCAUAAAAUGCGGGUGGCAUUCUCUGUACUCCUGUACAUACAGGCCUUGUACUGUACAGAUGCAAACCUUCAAGAUUUAGAGGAUGGGUUAAUCGAAUCCAACACGAACACUACUCAACAGCAUUUAGAAAACUUGGAGGAUGCUAGAGCAAUAGCAAAAUCAAAUCUAGAGAAAGAAAAGGAAGAAGUUGGAUUGCUCCAGGGGGAAAUACUAAGCACUGACAUACUUUAUUCUAAUAAGCUGAAUAUAUUCUCUACCUGGCUGACCGCUAACUCUGUUUGCGCUGGUCAAAGUCUCAACAAUACAGAUAUCGAGCAUCUUUGGAUCCAGCUCAAGAAGAUAUCUGAUGAUGUAACGACGACGUCUAAAAGAAGAAAAACAUUGGAAGAGAAAAUGGUGGCUGCAACAACAAGUCUAAAAGAAGCAGAAACUCGGUUUCGUUUAAUUGAUAACUCUUACGCAGACCUUAAAAAUAUUAUCAGAGAGACAAUGGUGUCAGGUUCCGGUCCAAUCGGAAAAGAUAUUUUCCUGCUCUGUGGUCUGGUUACAUCCUAUAUUCUGGCAUAAACAACAUUGUCUACAGGGUUUCCCAUUCAUUCGGACAAUUUCUUGGUCAUUGUUAUAGACAGAAUUAUGAUCUUGAAUACAUUUAAUCUAUGAAAUUA
Molecule: messenger RNA, 736 nt
Organism: Eurytemora carolleeae
Lineage: Eukaryota; Metazoa; Arthropoda; Copepoda; Calanoida; Temoridae
Exons: 7
Coding region: 78-638 (186 amino acids)
Source: RefSeq, a predicted model, not a curated record